AUGGCAGCCGCCGAAUUGGGCCUCAGCUGCCCCAGGGGAGGUGACUUUUACAUCUGCGCCGGCAACACGACCGAGUUCUUUGGUUGUUGCACGUCAAACCCAUGCGCCAACGGUACUGGAAAAUGCCCGACAAAGGACAGGAGGAUAUCUUCAUUCAACCCUGAUCGUUACGCCAACAUUCCCGCUCAAAGUUGCGACGACGCGAGACCAUCGAGCGAGAUCUUUUACACAUGCAAGAACAGCAUCUCCUUCAUCGGAUGUUGCGCCUCGAACCCGUGCAAGGAGUCUGAUGGUCUCUGCCCCAUCGACAACCUUCUCCCGGCGACACUGAGCAAAGACGCCAGCUCAAGAGCAGUGUUUCUCCCUAAUGGGGCUUCCUCAACCCCUUCCGCGUCGUCAACUCCUGAUUCUGGAUCAUCUGGUGGCGGCCUCGGCACGGGAGCCAUUGUAGGCAUCGCCAUUGGAGCUGCAGUCGCCGUCGCUAUCGUCAUCGCCAUCAUCUGGAGAUGCGGCUGGCACGCCAGGAAGCGCAAUGAGAGACGUGAACCCACGUGGGAGCCCACUCCUCACUCUGCGCAUCCCGAGAUGGGUUUCGUGGCACCGCCUCACAGCCCGUCUCCCUUUGACCCUUCACAAAGCCCUGCUCCUUACGACCCAGCACGUGCUUCGUAUGCUACGACUGCCGUUCCCAGCUUGUAUGGCCACGCAUCACCGCCGCACUCACCGUACUACCCUGCAAAGCUCGCUCCGUCUCCGGUCAUUGACGACCGGCACCUGUCAACGUACACCGACACCAGCGUGAGCUCGCUCAGCACUCAUAACCCGAGACACCUGAGCAUGUAUUCCGAUGCAGGCCCCAACUUGCACCCGGUCAGCGAACUGGAUGGCGUCGGACACCAUCCAUCGGCGCCGUCGGCUCCAUUGGCGGAGCUCGGUGACGGGACGCCUGCCAACAAGAGUUAG
Messenger RNA from Colletotrichum truncatum, 963 nucleotides. The record is from RefSeq and is a predicted model, not a curated record. Lineage: Eukaryota; Fungi; Ascomycota; Sordariomycetes; Glomerellales; Glomerellaceae.